AUGUUAAAGCAGCAACAAGAACCGAGGAUGCGUGACCAUCAUCACACGCAGCUGCUAGACAUAGCCCCGGAUGCCUUCGCAGAGGACCUAAAAUGGUUGCUGGAGGGUGUGGAUGCGCCGCAAGCGCUGGAAGAUCUCGAGCCCUGGCGUAAUACCAUUGUUAAGCGAUACUUCGAACCCGCAGAAGAGCAGGAGCCAUCGCAGCCGGGACCAGCCGUAAUCGAUGUGGAGAAUGAAGCAGAAGAUGAGUCCGAAGUUGAGUUCCGCGUCAUAACUCAACUCAACUCCAUCAUCAGUCGGGUGGACUUAGCGCGCCAGCAAUGGCAGGAUGAAGUGACGGAGGCGUUCCUCGCUCACGAGGAGGAGAUAUCGGAGUUCUCAACAGACAUGAACUACUGCGAUUCUACCAUCAAACUCAUAGAAGAGGCGCUCACCAAACAUUACAAGAGCCUAGAGGCCGCAUCGACGUACAUUAAAAAUCUGCAUACCGAAUCAUCGGCACUAUCGGCUUGCCUCGACAACAGACAGGCUUUUCUAAAGGCUGUGCAAGGUUACCUCGACGAUAUCGCAGUGUCGCCGUCUUUGAUCAAGGCGAUAUGCCACGAACCCAUCGGGGAAUCGUACGUCAGGCUUCUGGAACAAUUCCAGGCCAAGGUGCACAGAAUGAAGACGCUGUAUGACGGAGCGCCGUACCCGUCGCUGCACCCUUCUAAAAUACAGAUGAAGAAGCUGGAGCUUGUUAUAGUAGGGCGUAUAUACGACUUCAUGAGGCUAGAAAUCGCGAAACUGGCAACUCCAAAGGCAAAUCUGCAGAUGAUACAGAACACAAACUUCCUACGACUAAGGCCAUUAUUCGCGUAUGUGAGGGAUACUAAUGCUAAUUAUGCCAACGAAAUCAAAAACCAAUAUGCGAAGACGCUUCGCAAGAUAUACUGCCAUCUCUUCUCAAGCUAUUAUGCGGCGCUCGAGAGGUGCCGGAGAAAAAAUCGCUACAGAGAUAUCGGAGUGUUUAUGAAAAGGUCCACGAAAACGCCAACAGGGUAUUUCCUCUUGGACGACAGAGAUCAACUGGUGAUCAACUUCAAGGAUGAUCCCAUUGUGCCCACUGGUUUGGAACUGGAGAGCCUGGGGUUUGAGGAGAUUUUUAAAUCAUUCCUAAAGCUGUUGGUGGAUACGGCAUUUAGUGAGUUUGUGUUCAUCAGCCAGUUCUUCGAACAGGGGGUGACCUCCAUGUUCACCUACAUAUUCGAGGAAACGAUGCUACACCUGCGAGCCCGUGUGGAGACUUUAGUUAAGUCCUCAUAUGAUGUCGUCAUGCUCAUCACACUCACACUUCUAUUUGCAGCAAACAGGCAGGUGAUGCAAAAUCGUGGGGUUACACUGCUAGAUGAGACACUUGGCAAGUUGCAAAACGACCUCUACGCGCGAGCUAUGCACCACCUCAAGAACAUGGCAAAGCAUGUCAUGUCGUGCACCCUGCAGGCAUCUUCAAGUACGCUGGAUAUGUGGCUACCGGGGGCGCACUCUGUCAAUCUUUCAAACCUCGUAUAUUCGGUACUGCGACUCAAGGGAACGCAGGAUAAGCUGGGAAUCACGCCUAUAACAUUCGAUUCGCUGGACCACCUCAUACAUGUGACGGUAUCGGCGUUGACUCUGAGAGGACGGAAACUAAGCAACACCACUAAGCUGAAUGUUUUUGUAAUCGCAAACUGUGUGGCAUUCCUUCACCCACUCCAGGAGUUCAAGGAAAGCGUCGUCGAAUUCGAGCAGCCACUGAAUAAGCAUAUCGAGUCGUACGUCAGUGGAUACGUGGGUGUGCAGUUUGAAAACAUCAUCAACCUUGUAAAGUCCAUUAAGCAUGCACCAGAGUCAAAUCCACAGAAUUCAGAACGAACCACUUCGGCUGGAGAAGAGACUGAGACACAGGAUCCAGAUGCUUCUGAUGAUGCGACGAAGAUUGACCACGAAACCGUUGACAAGUGGCGCACAGCAGCCGAUGAAUUCGUUCAGUCGGGAAGGGAGAAAUUCAAAGCCAUCACAGCCAAAGUAGAGCUCCAUUUUGCACAGGAAGCAGCUGUGGAACGAGUUAAUGACGCCGUCCUGAAGGCUAUAGACGAUAUAUAUGCUGAAUUUUAUACUAAUCUCGCAUCGUUUAUCGACGCAGGAAACCGGUAUUUGCUGGAAAAUCUGCCAAAAAGUACGAAAAUCGCCGAAUGGCUUACGACUAACCAUGAUUAA
Babesia bigemina is the source of this 2238-nucleotide messenger RNA. RefSeq names its product SUPPRESSOR OF ACTIN MUTATIONS 2/VACUOLAR PROTEIN SORTING 52, putative. Bases 1 to 2238 code for a protein of 745 amino acids. NCBI's taxonomy places the organism in Eukaryota, Apicomplexa, Aconoidasida, Piroplasmida, Babesiidae. Gene Ontology annotation, cellular component: GARP complex. Gene Ontology annotation, biological process: endocytic recycling; retrograde transport, endosome to Golgi; Golgi to vacuole transport. The record is from RefSeq and is a predicted model, not a curated record. The transcript has 2 exons. Gene Ontology annotation, molecular function: syntaxin binding.